CAGGUGCUAUGCGUCAUCCGCCAUAUCGUUGGAUUUUGAGAAAGUACAUGUUGAUUGUUAAUCGUAAUAAUUCGAUUAAUUUGUGAAAAAACUUUUAAAAAGUGGGUUAAAUGUGUAUAUAAACAUGGGUGAGUGGUACAGAAUGAAGAACGGCUUCAACAAACAUAAUUCAUCUGAAUUGUCAGUGGAAACAUCUUGUGAUAUGUCAGACUCUUUUAACAUAUUUUCUGAUAAUUUAAGUCCGAUACCGGCUUCAAUUGUGCCUCGAAAGUUAGAUUUUAGUAGUAUGGACGAGGAUGAAGGCCCGAGGGACCCUACAUCAGCUCCUGCAUCCCUCAGUCCACCGUACAAAAGGGUCAAGGCUCUUAAAUUAUUCGAUAGUCCGCACACUCCGAAAACGCUGCUAGAGAAAUGUUCAACGCCCUCCCAUCACCCCCCCAGAUCGAGACUCUUCCCGCCAAAAGUCAACGCGCCAACUGGCAUGCCGUCUGGCUCGAGUCACCAUCUGCACCCACCGUCGGACGAGGACAGUGCCCUCGGCAGCCUACCGCCGGACGAACUCGACGACACGAGGCCUGCGAGGCGACCACUCGCCAACAUCAACCCUUUCACACCUGACGGUCAAGCGUUGAAUAAGAAGAAGAGAGCUCUGUCGAAGACUCCCACGUGGGGAGACGCGACGCCCGAGCAGCCUGCGAAGCGACUCAGAGAGUCCAACAUCUCGCGCUACAACGUGGAGUUCUUGGAGCUGGGCGUGGUGGGGCGCGGCGCGUUCGGUCGCGUGGCGCGCUGCGUCAACAAGCUGGACGGCUGCGUGUACGCGCUCAAGCGCUCGCUGCGCCCCGUGGCCGGCUCGGCCGCCGAGCGCGCCGCGCUCACAGAGGUGUACGCGCACGCCGCGCUCGGCCGCCACCCGCACCUCGUCCGAUAUUACUCUGCGUGGGCGGAGGACGAUCAUAUGAUAAUCCAGAGCGAGUACUGCGACGGUGGCUCGCUGCAGCAGCUGAUGGAAGCGGGGCCGUUACCGGAGAGCGAGCUGCUGCUGCUGCUGGCGCACGUCGCAGACGGACUCGCGUACAUCCACUCGCAGCAGCUGGUGCACAUGGACCUCAAGCCGGGCAACAUCUUCAUCGUGCGCGGCGAGGGCGGCGCCGCCCCCGACUCCGACGACGGCUACGACGACGACGAGCCCGACCUGCCGCUCCACAAGUACAAGAUCGGUGACUUGGGUCACGUGACCUGCGUUUCGUCACCGUCGGUGGAGGAGGGCGACUGCAGGUAUCUUCCCAAGGAGGUUCUUCAGGAGGACUUCACGCAUUUAACCAAAGCUGAUAUAUUUGCUUUCGGUCUGACAUUAUACGAGGCCGGCGGCGGGGGAGCCCUGCCCAAGAACGGUCAAGAGUGGCACGACAUCAGAGACGGGAAGCUACCCGUCUUACCGAACCUCUCCAGGGAGUUCAAUCAGCUGUUAAAGAAAAUGGUGGACCCGGACCCGAACCAGCGUCCGUCGGCAGCGCGCCUGCGCCGCCACCCGCUGCUGCACCCGGCCGGCAACAAGAGCAAGGCGCAGCUGCGGCGCGAGCUGGCCGCCGCCAAGCUCAAGAACGAGCUGCUGGCGCGCAAGCUGCAGGAGGCGGCCAGAUGUAUAAAAUCGUUAACGCCGAACCUAGUGAACCAGGAAUCGGCAAAGUUUCGAACGAGAUCGGCGAAGCGUUUACAGAAGCCCCGAAUCGACUCCAACAUCAGAUUAGCCAACUGCGCGGGAGAUAUUAUAAGCUACGACACGCCAGCCAGAGUGACGGUGGCGAGUGACUUCGCGAACCGGACGUACCCGCUGUUCAUAACGGCGAGACAGCAGAAAGGAGUAUUCUCCUGGCAGCUGCCCAUGCUGGUGCAGACGGACACGCUGGAGCAGUUCACGAACAUAUCCAGAACGCUGUGCCCUCACAACAACAUCUUCUCCGAGGACCAGGACACGUGUGAGAUAACGAAUUUAAACACGCCGAUCGUCCACCUGACGUCGUCGUCGCCCGACCCGAUACAAGUGACCAUCGUUGUGCAGACCGUGCAGAACUUUUACAUCAAAAUGAACACAGUGGUUAACAUGACGAUCACGCCGAGCCAGCCCAAGUACUACUUCUAUCCGUUCGACCAGGGACCCAAUAAAGUCGUUGACCUGGAUUCCCAGAGCAUCAAAAAGAAGUUCAUCUGCAAUAAGGAGCUGGAUUCGAAGGAGCGGUCGACGCUGGACAGGUACAUGCUGCGGCGGAACCUGAAGACCGAGUACGGCUGGCUGUCGAAGCCGAAGAGUGUCAUCGUGAUGAUCGAGUCUGACGAUGAUAUUUGCGCGGUCGUGUCGAUACAAAACUUUUCGUGCCCGGUGUUCGACAACGAGCGCGACAUCCUGUACGACGGGUACUACCUCACCAUGACGCGGCGCGGCGGGAUCACGCUCACGCAAGACACGUUUCCGUUGGGCUUCUACAUCGUCUUCAUAGUGAAGACAUCAGAUGACGAUUGUACCGGUUCCGUCGCGUCGAACGAAACCUUACCAAAAAUGGCUCAGUACUUCGGCUGGGAGGACAACGUGAGCGUGGGCACUAACGAUGGGAGAGUGAAAAGGUUUAGCUUCAAAAUAAUCCCGACGAUAUCGUACCAGGAGUACAUCAUCGCUGGCGGCGCCGCGCUCGGGUUCUUCCUGUCGUUCUACGUCGCGUUCGUGGUGGUCGUGCUGUGCCAGCGGUACCGCCGCCCGCCCGCCGACGAGCGGCUGCUGCCCCCCUCCCCGCCCGACCGCGGCGACGGGCGGCGCCGGCGCGCCGUCAACGACACGAGCGGCAGCUCCAACCGGCGCAGAGACGGCAGCUCGUCGUCAGACACCGACACGGACCUGUCGACCGUCGACGACGGCACCACCGACCGGGACUCGUGCCUGCAGGGCAAGCUGUGCGUCGCGAACUUGUCCAGGUGCCGGCCCCGCGUGCUGUCGGCUCGCUCCAAGAUGUACCAGUGGAACGUGCUGACGGUGGCCGUGUUCUACACGCUGCCGGUCGUGCAGCUCGUCGUCACCUACCAGCGGUUGCUCAACCAGUCGGGCAACCAGGACCUGUGCUAUUUCAACUUCCUGUGCGCCCACCCGCUGCUGGCGCUGUCCGACUUCAACCACGUGUACUCCAACUUGGGCUACGUGCUGCUCGGCGCGCUGUUCGUGGCGCAGGUGUGGCGCCGGCAGCGCGCGCACGAGCAACGCACGCAGCAGCAGAAAGAGCUCGGCAUCCCGCAACACUUCGGGCUGCUGUACGCGAUGGGCAUCGCGCUGGUCAGCGAGGGGCUGCUGUCGGCUGCCUACCACGUGUGCCCCAACAGCAUGAACUUCCAGUUCGACACGUCGUUCAUGUACGUGACCUCAGUGCUGUGCAUGGUGCGGCUGUACCAGGCGAGGCACGCCGACGUGAACGCGCGCGCACACGCCACCUUCGGCGUGCUCGCUCUCAUCAUAUUCAUUGGGCUGGUCGGCGUGUUGAACGCUAACUUCUACUUCUGGGUCGCGUUCACGGGCCUGCACCUCGUCACGUGCCUCGUGAUGACGUUCCAGAUAUACUACCUCGGCAGGUUUAGACUCGACGGCGCGCUGCUGUCCCGCGCGGCGCGCUCGCUGUCGGCGCGGCCGCUGGCGGCGGUGACGCCCGCGCGCGCCGGCCGCUGCGUGCUGCUGCUGCUCGCCAACCUCGCCAACUGGGCGCUCGCCGCCUACGGGUUGUCGCAGCACAGCCGCGACUUCGCGUCGCACUUGCUGCUGGUCCUCAUGAGCAACCUGUUCCUGUACACGUUGUUCUACAUCGUGAUGAAGCUGCUGCAUCGGGAGACCAUCGCCUGGUAUAGCUGGGUGUUCAUCGCGCUGACGUACACGGUGUGGUUCGGCUCCAGCUACUUCUACCUGGACCUGAACACCAACUGGGCGCUCAGCCCGGCGCAGUCGCGGCAGAGCAACCGCGUGUGCUCGCUGCUGCAGCUCUACGACUCGCACGACGCCUGGCACUUCCUGUCCGCCACCGCCAUGUUCUUCUCCUUCAACAUGUACCUCACCGUCGACGACAACCUGCGCGACGUGCCACGCACUGACAUCAUGGUCUUCUAGGCGUUCCUGACAAACCGACCCGUCGGCGCAUCCUCCACUUGGAGAAAUAUCACAAACAUCAGGCUCGCAUGGACUGAAUCCGUGACUAAAUAAAUUGAAUGUUUUGAACCGACCGAAUCGAUAUAGUAGAUAAGUUUUUUUUAAUAUAGAAUAGGAAGGCGGACGACCAUAUGGGCCACCUGAUGGUAAGUGGUCACCAACGCCCAUAGACAUUGGCAUUGCAAGAAAUGUUAACCAUCGCUUACAUCACCAAUGCGCCACCAACCUCGGGAACUAAGAUGUUCUGUCCCUUGCGCCUGUAAUUACACUGGCUCACUCACCCUUCAAACCGGAACACAACAAUACCAAGUACUACUGUUUUGCGGUAGAAUAUCUGAUGAGCGGGUGGUACCUACCCAGACCCAGUAUUUUCUAUUUAUCAUAUUUGUGCCGAGUGUAGUGCCGCCGCAAUGCUUAUACAAUGUUGUAGCUAAUACGCGCUGAUAACACAAAAGUUGCCAAUUUUCCUUUAGUACAUCUUUCGAACAACGUCAGCAAUAAACACCGGAAUACAUGAUAUGUAGCUUUUGAAAUUAUCUUUGUUACAAUUAAAUUAAUAAAACAUUGCCGAGUCGGCAUUACACGUGGAUUUUGACCGGAGGCUGUUCAAGUUCGGAAAAGUAUCACAAAGAGUUACAUGUGCUUAAGUCCGGAGAGCACUCACGGCUGUUACGUUAGUAUUUACGGACGGUGGAGCUUUGUGCGGAAGUGUUCGUUGUUGGAGUGAGAUGCACAAACAGACCGUCACUGCGGAGCGACAGAGAUAGCGGUAUAUCUGAGAUGUUUUCAUAGUCAUCUAAUCCUCUAUACAUUCAUAUCGAUAACAUAUAGCUCUCUCCAACGGCAGAAGUAAAGAUUAAACAACCGUUGACCGUCGACUGCUGUGUCCCGAGUGGACGCGUUAAAGAAUCACCUACAAAGCCUAUUAGCAUUUCGCAUUGAAUGUUUAAAUCCAAGGUUUGUUUAUCUUUAUUCUCCAUUUGGAUAUAAUUAAGUGUAUUAAUUUAUACGAUAAUUGCUCGUGCAAACGUCCUAUGUAUCUUUAUUUUCUUAUUUACGAAUGGAAUUUAUGUAGAAGUAUAUAUCUGUAUUAACAUACUUCUAAGUUACCAUGACAACGCAGAGAUAAUAGACAUGAAUUAGAUUGUUUAAAUGAGACCGGAUCACUUUUUCAUUCAAUUUUGAAUGAAUCGAAUGAAAAAUUUCCGUACUCGCCAUUUGCUAGUUCGUUCUCGUGUCGUGUAAUAUGAUUUUUCUGUAAACAUAUUGAAUUAGAAAUCAAUUAUAAAAAUAAAUAUAUGAUCUGUGCUAUUACUCGAGUUAAAGUAUAUUAUAUAUGUAUAUAAAGGUCAUGUGAACAUAUAUGACGGAGGAUGAGCCUCAGCUUCAUCAGUAUGGUCCAUAGUUUCUAACUUCUAAGUUGCGGGCGUCGAUGGAUAAUGUUGGAGCAACGAAACGCAUUAGAUAAUGAACACGUUUAUAAUGUUCAAUCACUCAGCACUAUAACUAGGAACGCGCGUCGGUUUCAAUAUUCGACCGCACUGGCCGGCUGCUGCACAAGAAGCGUCGUGUGCGCCGCUCAGCCGGUGAAUCAUUGACUCCGUCGAGCGCCGACAGAGGGCGCUAGCGUUCCAAUGAUGAAACGAUUGCGACAUAUAUAUAUGUUUACAUUGUAGUAAGUAAUUAAUGUUAAAGAUUAUUCAUAUAAGUUGAAAACUCAUGUGAUAUUUGUUGAGUAAAAUCUGAAUUUUGAUUUAUUCAUUCGAUAGAGUAUGUGUCUUUGAAGGUAAUUAAUAAUUAUGUAUAUUUUGUUGUUAAAAUAAUUAAAAAUAAAAUAAUAUUAUACACUUCAUUGUAUUUCCCCUAUGGAAUGGUUUUGACCGAGUGAAGCAAGAAUGAUUUGAAUGAACAUAUUGAAUAAUCAGUCAAUUAGAUUUAAUGCUAUUUUACACCAAAGAAUUUUGGAGCUUGUCUCGAUAAAACGACUUCGCACUGCUUGUAAAUAUAUAUUUUAAAGAUUUAUAUUCAAAUAUUUUAACUAUUGUCUACAUUUGAAUAAUUAUGAGUUUAUCGACGGGCCCGUUGGCGUGGUUGGUAGAUACCUUUCACGCCGAAGGUUGUGGUCUCACCCAGGACAGACAUUUGUGUCCAUGAACAUGUCUGUUCGUCCUGAGUCUGGGUGUAAUUAUGUAUAUAAGUGUGUAUUUACAAAAGAAAAGUGGUGUAUGUAGUAUAUCAGUUGUCUGGUUUCCAUAGUACGAGCUCUGCUUAGAUUGGGAUCAGAUGACCGUGUGUGAAUAAUGUCUCAGGAUAUUAAUUAAUUUAUUACAAAACCAACAACUGAUCUAAAUUUCAAUUGCAAUAAUAGUAAUAUUCGUAGUGUAAGAAAAGAUAAAGCUUGUAGUAAAAGCAUUCUUGCUGUUAUGUAUAUCCAAAUAUAUUUACAAGUAGAACCAGUAUUGCCUUCACAAAUAAAUAACUAAAUAAAUAUAAAAAUGAAUUUUCAACUCCUUUAGAUAUUAUAUUUAAUGUUCCAAUUAGUUGUAUCGAUGCUGUGUAAUGAUCUC
Messenger RNA from Nymphalis io (European peacock), 6744 nucleotides. It is a transcript of the gene Wee1, whose product is annotated as SID1 transmembrane family member 1. The transcript has 28 exons. The record is from RefSeq and is a predicted model, not a curated record. Gene Ontology annotation, biological process: protein phosphorylation. Lineage: Eukaryota; Metazoa; Arthropoda; Insecta; Lepidoptera; Nymphalidae. Gene Ontology annotation, cellular component: membrane. Gene Ontology annotation, molecular function: protein kinase activity; ATP binding. Bases 125 to 4138 code for a protein of 1337 amino acids.